UGUGUUCAAACACGGUGCGAGCGAGUGAGAGAAAGAGAGAGGGAGAGGGAGGGAGGGCAGGAGCGAGAGAAGAGGACAAGCAGUGCGAGGAGCAGCUCAACACUCAUGGAAACUACUUCAGAUCUUUUCUCCCCUUCUCCAGAGGAAUAUAAACAAAUAUAACUUUUAUGGGAAGUCAGAAAAAGGAUUACUCUUGGAGAUAAUGGGAAGUACAGAAGCGCCCGUGGUUAACGCCUGCGUGUCGCGGAACCUCACCGUCUCGGUGUGGGGAGGGUCAGAGUACAGCGAGGCGGAGAUCGCGGUCCUGGGCGUGGUGAUGUCACUGCUGGUGCUGUGCAUCGUGUUCGGAAACGUGCUGGUGAUCACCGCCAUCGCCCGCUUCCAGCGGCUGCAGACGGUCACCAACUACUUCAUCACGUCCCUGGCGUGCGCCGACCUGGUGAUGGGCGUGGUGGUGGUGCCGUUCGGCGCCUGCUACAUCGUGCUCAACACCUGGUACUUCGGAAGCUUCUGGUGCGAGUUCUGGACGGCGGUGGACGUGCUGUGCGUGACGGCCAGCAUCGAGACGCUGUGCGUCAUCGCGCUGGACCGCUACCUGGCCAUCACCUCGCCCUUCCGCUACCAGUCGCUGCUGACCAAGACGCGGGCGUGCGUGGUGGUGCUGGUGGUGUGGCUGGUGGCCGGCCUCAUCUCCUUCCUGCCCAUCCACAUGAAGUGGUGGACGUCAGAGGAGCCCGACUCGCUGUGCUGCCUGAGCGACGCCUUCUGCUGCGACUUCAACACCAACACGGCCUACGCCAUCACCUCCUCCAUCAUCUCCUUCUACAUCCCGCUGGUGGUCAUGGUGUUCGUCUACAGCCGCGUCUUCCAGGAGGCCCGCAAGCAGCUGGAGAAGAUCGGCCGGAGCGAGGGCCGCUUCCGCGCGCAGAACAACAACCCGGCGCUGGAGAACCGGGGCGCGGGCGACGGGCGCAACGGCAACGGCGCCAAGCGGACCAAGUUCUGCCUGAAGGAGCACAAGGCCCUGAAGACGCUGGGCAUCAUCAUGGGCAUCUUCACCCUCUGCUGGCUGCCCUUCUUCGUGCUCAACGUGGUCCUGGCCAUCUGGAGGGUGGAGAACAUCAAGCUCACCUUCAGGAUACUCAACUGGAUAGGCUACGCUAACUCGGCGUUCAACCCCCUCAUCUACUGCCGGAGCCCCGAAUUCAGGUACGCCUUCCAGGAGAUCCUGCACCUGCGGAGGGUGCACUUCGCCAAGCCGGGCCCCGCUAACGGGCUAACGUACGGCAGAGACGCCUGGCACAGCGAGCUGCAGGCCAAAAGGACGCACAGCCCCGAAGCCGGGGGCGCGGGCAAGGGCCCCUCGGAACUGGACGAGGGCCCCUCGGGGGAGACCCCUCCCAAACGAGACUCCUACAGGAAGUGUCAGGAGGCGCUAACUACAGUUAUUUGAGCCGCCCUUCUCACACGACAACAACAAAAACAACUUUAUUGGCUUUUUUUUUUUGUUGCUGUUAUUUUUCUUUGUCUCCCACCUCAUAAGUUUUUGUUUUGUUUUGUUCUUUUUUACAAAGACAACAGGCUAAGCUGGUGAAGUAUGUCUGGUAAGCAGAUGUUCAGAUGGUGGACAGGAUACGGUGGAAGGCGGAUGGCGUUUGUUUUUUUUCUUGAGAAAACACAUCGGUUUCAUAUUGGUCACUGUCUGUGUGCCUGUGCGUGUGUGGGAGUGUGUGUGUUUGACCUUGCCGAUGUGUAUGUGUGAAUUCACCCACGUGAUUUUCAUAAGGAAUUAUUUCCAUUGGAAAAGGGAUAUUUCGUUCAUCUACCUCAUUGUUGUGAGAUAUCAUUAUUUUCUUAUCAUGAAACUGUACAUUUGUAUACAAACCAAGUUACCAAUUGCCUGUAAGGCAUACUAUUUAAAUAAAUUGCUAAUUAUAUCUGACUUAUGAUAUACGACCAUUCAGUUCAAUGUAAUUAAAUAUCUUCGAUCACCCUAGAGAAAUAAGCACCGAAAAAGGAAAGGCUUGUAAAACUAAAAUAAUAAUAAUAGUUUGUCUCUCUUGCCUUGAGAAGCUGUGAGAUUGGGGGCCAAAUCACAUUCCACUCUCGUUUGGAUUAGUCAAAAACCGGGGAUUACGCCGUGAUUCUCCGAGCGCUACGCAGUGAACAAAGUAACCCAACACUCUGAUGAGGCGUAGCAGGUGCGGACUGCUGCUGUCAAUGUUACCGUACAGACGGCGAGGAGAAAAAAAAAGACCGUGAGCAAUCUUCAGAAAGCCCCGUCUUGCUCUCCGCUUUUCUUACAUGAAACAGCAAAUAAAGACAUUUGUGUUUGCCCCAAGAUCCACGACAGUACAUGAUAUAUUGGAAUGAUAUAUGUGACAGCUUGGGGUGGAAUUAAAUUUCGGGUUACAAAUGCAUUCGUCCUGCACAGGAAUCGUAGCAGAACAGCCAGAACUGGAACAUUUUGAUAAUGUCUAUCUUUCUGUCUAUCUUUUAUGUCUCUCCCUUUAUUCUUUUUUCUUUUCUCUCUCUCUCUCUCUCGCAAUCUCUUUUCUUUUUUUCCCUCUCUUCUUUCUAUCUGUCUCUCUACUAUAUAUAUAUGUAUGUAUAUGUACAGUAUACUGUAUAUACAGGACACUUUGCACUUUAAAACAAAGGCAGUUUAGUGGUAUUUCAGAACUGGUGUUGUUUCUGACUAUUGCUUUGCUGGUGAAAUGUCACCUACAAUGUUUACUGAUAUCUCAAUAUGAGGCGCCUGCAUAGCGAGGCGGUUUCAUAAUUUACUGUUUAAGUAGUCACAUGAUGACCAUAAAAAGAGAAGACGACAGAAUAUUACUCUCAGGUACCCCCGACACAGAAAGUGUUUAGUGUGUAAAUCAAUUUGAUCUUGAAAUAGAAAAUAAAAUAACAGUUUCGGAGUUCGGCGUAAUGUGGUAAUGUAAGCUAAUGCCUGUCUGUUCUCGUGCGCAGCUGGCGACAUUAACUGUUUAACCGCUGGUCACCAACUUUCUCCUGUCCCUUCAGUUUAACAGCAAUGUUCAUGAAACAGCAUUCACAAAAAACUUCACUAGUGCACAUCUCUGAAAUGGAGGAAGGAAAUGCUUCAGAAAAGCCUGGCUUUCAGAGACGGAGUGUCUUUGAAGGGGCCCUGCAGGUACUGAAAAUGAUGAAUGCAUAGGGGAGCACACGGCAUUCUUAAUAUCGGACCUGCAGAGGUUGGGCACUCACUCAAAUGGAGUCCUAGUGAUUUUAAGUCUGUGUGCUCACCAGACUAACUGAGCACAGCAUAAACCAAAAAAUUCAAAUCAUAUUUCUACUACUAUUCAAAAGUAUUGCCAAUGAGAGUUGUUUUUUUUUUGUGUUUUUUUACCAAUGCGGUAAGAUAUUUUCAUUUGUCAAGCAAACAGCAACUUAAAAUAAAUGUUUCUACUUUAUAGAAAAAAUAAGUCUCACUACAAGACAAAAUCUGUAUUACCGCCUGCCAUUAAACAUCAGUGUUUGUGACCUUGCCAAUUUGCGUAAGCAGCCGUCCUUUUUAAGUGUUGCCAGAUAUCAGUGUUGAAAAUGUGAACCUUGUCCUUUUGAAAGACCCUGUGGUACUGUAGUAUUUACUGAACGUGCUAAAUCUGACUGUGUUUCUGUGGCUUGUACUCAAUGUCUUCAGCACCAAGCAUAACAUGUAACAGUAUAUUGUGUUGGUGUCCUAGCUGAUUAUAAUGUGUACUGGGUAUGUCUAUGUAGAUUUUUUCAUUCUCUGGGGUUCUAUAAGAAACAUUUUUUUUAUUAAUGAAAACAUCUUAAGUUUAAGUUUUUUUUUUUACAUACAAGAGAAAAUAUAUAUAUAAAUUAUCUGAAAAUAUGUUGUCUUGCUUGAUGAAAUUGGCAUCAAAUGAACAAAAGCUGAAUCCCUCUGGCCAAUAUUUUCUGUCAGGUUUGGCUAGCUGUUUGUCUUGGAGUAUUUGUCCUGUGUUCAGUGAAUAAUGUGACGUGAAUGUUUUUCGUACAACUGCAUUUGUUAUGAACUCUUUAAGUGGAAAAAGCUGUGAAGCAUUACAAAUAUAUACUGCCCCCUGGUGGUGCACUCCACAUCUGCAGCCUGCCAGUCACCCGGCCCAUUGUCAAUUCGGAGUAGCUUUUACUAUUCUGAAAAAAGAUCUGCUCAUGAGUUCUGUUUGUUCCACGGCCUAUUCUUAAGGAAACCUAAGAGAACGCAGGGAAGCAGUGCUGUGUCACUCAGCGCAAUAAAGCUGUAAACUUGUGUUAAAACAGAACAAACCAAUCCGACAUUGCAUUCCACAACACAAUACACUGAAAAAGGAAGCCACUGCUGGCACUGAGCAAUCUUCACUGGUGGUGGGAUUUACCGCUUUUAUUCUGACACGUGUCAGGGUGGGAGAGGGGGCACCGCUUUUGCCGAUCUCGGCUCACGGCGUUAAGUUCUCCGGUACAGAGAACAGUGCGGACGUCCGUAAGUGUGGGGCAGCCAUUUUAAACACAGCUCAUCUUAAAACACACAGAGGUGAUGGCGGGACCUAACGCAGCCAGUAAAAUUGCUAGUUAAAAUUGCUUGAUAGUUCACGUGACUUUCAUACACCACCAUUUUAAGAUGGACACCAGGCCUGGACUCUGGACACUCUUCUGAAGGUGCUGAACUGGCUACGAAGCUGGGAUCUCCACACACAUAUACACACACACACCAGCCCAGUUAAUUCAUCCCCGACACAUAAACCAAAUCGCUGCUCAGAAACAGUCACCUGAAAUGGGAACGGACAAAGAACAGAUGGUGACCCAAAAUUACUUUCGAUGUGAAUACCUGGUUUUACUCGUUGCAUGCAAUAACCUUUCUGUGGCUGUUUCGUGACACAACGGGAAAAUUCCUAACGUUAAGACGCCAUUUGUUUACCAUGAUAGUGAAUAUCGUUUUUGCACGAUAGUCUUUCUGUUUGUUACUCCGUUGAAGAUGUUUGUUACUCCGUUGAAGUGUGUUGAGAUCCAUCUCACUGUGGUAUUUAUUAAGCAAAUGUGACACUGCAUUUGUAUUUCAAUAUUAAAAUGUGCAUAUCAUGUAA
Conger conger (European conger) is the source of this 5072-nucleotide messenger RNA. Its product is annotated as beta-2 adrenergic receptor-like. Bases 203 to 1453 code for a protein of 416 amino acids. The record is from RefSeq and is a predicted model, not a curated record. Gene Ontology annotation, cellular component: membrane. Gene Ontology annotation, molecular function: norepinephrine binding; beta2-adrenergic receptor activity. Gene Ontology annotation, biological process: norepinephrine-epinephrine-mediated vasodilation involved in regulation of systemic arterial blood pressure; negative regulation of smooth muscle contraction; adenylate cyclase-activating adrenergic receptor signaling pathway. Lineage: Eukaryota; Metazoa; Chordata; Actinopteri; Anguilliformes; Congridae. The transcript has 2 exons.